GGCAAAGAGAAUGGUGAAGGAGAAAGAAAAAGCCAUUGCUAUUGUGAAGGUUAUAGACUCUCCAAAGUUCAGACUGUUAUCUGGAAGCAUCUUGGAUGUGUACAAUGGUGGUCAGGAGAUUUCACCAGUUAAUAUGGGACUUACCAAUGCCUCCUGUCCAAGAAGUCAACCUGUGAAAAGGGAAACUCCAGAAACAGAUACUCGGGCUCUGGCAAAAGAGAGGCAAAAAAAGGACAAUCAUAAUCUCAUUGAAAGAAGAAGAAGGUACAAUAUUAAUUACCGAAUCAAGGAGCUUGGCACUCUUAUUCCAAAGUCUAAUGAUCCUGAUAUGCGCUGGAACAAAGGAACUAUUUUAAAAGCAUCAGUGGAGUACAUCAAGUGGUUACAAAAAGAACAACAGAGAGCCCGAGAAUUAGAACACAGGCAGAAGAAAUUAGAGCUGGUUAACCGACAGCUUCUCCUUCGAAUUCAGGAACUGGAAAUACAGGCUCGGGCACAUGGUCUGCCCGUCAUAUCUCCACACAGUGCAAUUGAUUUGGUUGCCCAUACCUCCAAUCAUCAGACCUAUCCGGAGGAUAAUUCAGUAGAUUAUUCCCAAGAACUGACUCUGGCUCAGAGAUCAAGAACUGACCUCUGCGAUGGAUCCACAGCUUUUUCUUAUCCCCUGUCACACUUUACUGAUUUAUCAUUUAGUGCUGCCUUGAAAGAGGAACAAAGAUUGGAUGAUAUAUUACUGGAUGAUUCAAUAUCUCCAUUUGGAACAGAUCCUCUGCUCUCUGCCACUUCACCUACAGUAUCUAAAGAGAGCAGUAGGAGAAGUAGUUUUAGCUCAGAUGAUGGAGAUGAGCUAUAAAAAAAGAAAGGAAAAAAACUGAACAGACCUGAUCUUCAUAUUGGGAAGAAAUUCUAUGCUGGUGCUAUGUGAUUAUGCUCUGAGUCUGGUAUAUUGCUGAGGCUUAAUUUUUAUAACAGUAAGUUGUUCAUGGCAAGCUGGGUUUUGAGGAGUUUUGAAGCAAAGGAGACUGCUCGAAGAUGCAAAAAUUAAGUUGGAGAAAUAUUUUUGGCUAAAGUUAUAUCAUUUGCAUGGAUACUUCUUUCUUUCGGCAAUUUUCAACCAAUAUUGAAAUGGUUCCCAGGAAAGGAUGUGUGAAAAUUAUAUCUAAGAAAUAAACAUAGGAAAUAGACUUCUACUUUAGAGUUAGUAGCACACUGAAGUUUGAAAGUAGAAACUGAGCUAAGUGCUUAUGGACAGAAUCAAUUACAGUCAACAAAACCAAGAAACCACUCCUUAUUCAUUUCUAUCUUGCCCAUUGCCCAACUUAAAAAAUAAAAUCAGUUUAUUAGCAGCUAGAUUGACAGAUUUAUGGUUCAUUGGCUCCCCCUUGCCCUCUGGUGGACAUGCUAAUGAGAGCCCAUAGCCAAAUGGAGGCGUAUUACAAAAUGGAACAUCUGCCCCUGGAUAAUUAGAAUUAAAUCUACAGUAAACACUGGACAUUUUCCAAAGCAGUGCUGAAAAUUCCCAAGCACUUUAACAAAUUGUUCUUCAUUCUUCUAGCUAUUUUCAUUUCAUUUAGCCUCAAAGCCUCACAGUUUAGUUGAUGAUAGAUACAUUCAGUCUAGAACAAAGAAACUUGA
Messenger RNA from Gracilinanus agilis (Agile Gracile Mouse Opossum), 1635 nucleotides. It is a transcript of the gene TFEC, whose product is annotated as transcription factor EC. Gene Ontology annotation, molecular function: protein dimerization activity; RNA polymerase II cis-regulatory region sequence-specific DNA binding; DNA-binding transcription factor activity, RNA polymerase II-specific. Gene Ontology annotation, cellular component: nucleus. Gene Ontology annotation, biological process: regulation of transcription by RNA polymerase II. Lineage: Eukaryota; Metazoa; Chordata; Mammalia; Didelphimorphia; Didelphidae. The coding region runs from base 11 to 853 and encodes 280 amino acids. The record is from RefSeq and is a predicted model, not a curated record. The transcript is spliced from 6 exons.